AUGGCACGUGUGAUGCACGCCCCAUAUGGGCAUUCCACACUCAGCUCAGAAAGGCAGCUAUCAAAAAAGGAAUUGAAGAAGAAAGAACUUGAAGAACUUGAAGCUACGCUUGCUGAAUUUGGAUACAACCAACCUGAGAAAAAAGACGAUUCACUAGGUGCUACACAUAGCAAGAAGGUAGAGAAUGUGAUGAAUGGAGAGGAGGAUAAGAAGGAUGAUGGUACUACUGUUGAGAGCAAGAAUGCAAAAAAGAAGAAAAAGAAGUCAAAGGAGGCCAAAGAACAACAGGAUCAACCCAACGGUGUUGAAGUUGGAAAUGCAAAGGAAAAAGAUGAAAGUGGUGGAGUGGAGAAGGCUGAAGAUGCUCAUAAUGUUGAUGUGAAAGAGAAGCUUAAGAAAUUGCAGUCUAUGAAAAAGAAGAAGUCAAGGAUGCUGCAGCCAAAGCUGCUGCAAAGAAAAAGGAGAAGAACCACUACAACUAGCAGCCACAGCGAGUCAUAG
Messenger RNA from Ipomoea triloba (trilobed morning glory), 501 nucleotides. RefSeq names its product nucleoporin GLE1-like. Lineage: Eukaryota; Viridiplantae; Streptophyta; Magnoliopsida; Solanales; Convolvulaceae. The record is from RefSeq and is a predicted model, not a curated record. Bases 1 to 501 code for a protein of 166 amino acids. The transcript has 4 exons.